AUGGACCACAAGGACCCAGCCACACUGUUAGACCUUGCUAUACAGAGUCUGCUCAGUACUGAGACUGUAAUAAUCCAAUCACUUGAGGAGAUUCCAAGAGAACUCUUUAUUCCAUUGUUCACUGCUGCUUUCUUGGGUGGACAUAAGAAGACACUGACAGCAAUGGUGAAGGUUUGGCCCUUUUUCUGUCUCCACAUCGGAACAUUAAGAGGACAUGAAAUACACGGUGAACUCUUAAAAGCCAUCGUGGAUGGUCUUCAGGUCCUUCCUGCUGUAAACUCUGCUUCCCGAACCUCCAAACUGAAGAUCCUAGAUUUGAGGCAUGAUGUUGACCGCAGGACCACAUGUUUUCAAUCCAGGACAUCCCCUUUCUGUUUUCAGUCUUGUUCCUAUUCUCAGACCUCUGCCCCAAAGAGAGAAGGCCAACGCAGCACUGUAAAUGUAGUGCCUGAGGUUGAGUUGUCCAGCUACCCCACUGAAUUACUAGUGGACCUUUCCCUGGAUGGCACCUUGAGAGCAAGGGAGUUUUUGUCUUUGCUUCUGAGUAAAGUUGAAGAAAGUUCCGGGUCCUUGCACCUCUGCUGUCGAGAUCUGCAGAUUGAUAAACUGUCUGAGUAUAAAAAUACCCUCAAACUUGUGGAUCUGUUGUGUAUUGAACACCUGGCAGUUGAUCAGGCUUCUCUUGGUGAUGUUACAACCCUUUUGUCUCACAUGGUCCACUUGGACAGUCUUAGUCUGUCUAAAAUCACCCUUAAGUCUUUGAAUGGGAAAACAUUCAAAAGUUUCCUUACCCAACUUGAGCGGAUGAAGAACCUUCAGGAGCUCAGCUUGUCUUUCUUCUGCCUCACAAAUCGUCUACACAAAUUGCUCAGAGUCCUACCACCUGAUUUGGAUUUCUUGAAUCUGCCUUUCUGUGAGCUUUCUUACAGAGACUUCAGAUUUCUUUCCCAGUGUCCUCAGGCAACCCAACUCAAGCUGCUGAAUCUCAGUAACAAUCCAAUAUCUUGGGAAGAUUGUGAGCCUUUCCAGACCCUUAUGGAAAAUGUCUCUGGUACCUUAGAGUAUCUAGAGAUAAAUCAUUGUCUUAUAACAGAUUCUACCAUAACUUCUCUUAUUCCAGCUCUAAGCCACUGUUCCCACCUCCGUGUGCUUAGUUUUGCUUCUAACCCUAUUACAAUGUCUAUGCUCGUGAGGAUCCUGCAAAACUUAAUACCGCUUAUGGAGCUGAAAUACGUGGUUUACCCCAUCCCUGUGCAUUGCUACGAGCGGUGGUAUUUUCGGGGUAGUUUAGAUCGACAGAAGCUUGCUGAUGUGCAUGCACAAUUGAAGAUGAUGCUACAGGCAGCACAGCGGACUGACAUGACCUUGAUCACUAUUUUAGAGUGA
This is a messenger RNA of Chionomys nivalis (European snow vole), 1386 nucleotides long. RefSeq names its product melanoma antigen preferentially expressed in tumors-like. Gene Ontology annotation, biological process: negative regulation of cell differentiation; positive regulation of cell population proliferation; negative regulation of DNA-templated transcription. Bases 1 to 1386 code for a protein of 461 amino acids. Gene Ontology annotation, cellular component: cytoplasm. The transcript has 3 exons. The record is from RefSeq and is a predicted model, not a curated record. Lineage: Eukaryota; Metazoa; Chordata; Mammalia; Rodentia; Cricetidae.